AUGGACUCCCAAAGCAUGCGCCGACCAUGCCGCAGAGACUCGGACCCACCGCCGUCUUUGCUCCUCCAGCUCGACCCUUCGCCUAUAGACUCCCCCUCCUCGGCCGCCGACGAGAAGACCAUGGUAUUUGCCUCUGACGAGGCCGACUCGGGGACCGACGCCGGCCCCAGGGCUCCAGGCACCGCCGGCGCGCCCGGACUUCACGGCGGGCGACGCGCCGUGUUUUACCUAAGCCGGCUGCAGAGGUACUCGUCGUACGCCAUGGGCGUCUUCACCACCCUCCACCUGGCCAGCGUAUCGCUCAUCCCCCUGGUGACGCGCUCCGUCCCCGGGUCGGAGACGUACCUCCUCAUGACGCGCGAAAUCUACCAGACCACCCCCGUCGCGGAAGGCCUCCUCGUGGCGCUGCCCGUCGCGGCCCACGUGGCGUCAGGCGUGGCCCUCCGCCUCCUCCGGCGCUGGCAGAACAUGCGGCGCUACGGCGGCGGCGCGCCCGGCGCGCACGCCCUCGGCCGGCUGCGCGACGCGCUCUCCGGGACGCCGGCGGCCUCGGUCCGGCUGUGGCCCCGGAUGAGCUACGUAUCGCUCUCGGGGUACGCCCUCACCCUGUUCUACGGGGCGCACGUGCUGGUCAACCGCGUGCUGCCGCUGCUGGUGGAAGGGGGCAGCUCCGACAUUGGGCUGGGGUUCGUCGCGCACGGCUUCGCUCGCCGUCCGGUGCUGGCGUGCGUGGCCUACGGGGGCCUGCUGGCCGCUGCGAGCGGGCACAUGGUCUGGGGGAUGGCCAAGUGGUCGGGCGUGGCGCCCGGCACCCCCGAGGGCUGGCGGGCAAAGGACGGCGCGGCGGCGGAUGGGAAGGCCAGGCGGCUGAGGCGGAGGAAGUGGCUGGGCGUGCAGGCGGUCGCGGCGGGGGUUGCGAUGCUGUGGGCGGCGGGCGGGCUGGGGGUUGUCGCGCGAGGCGGGUUGGCGAAUGGGUGGGUUAGGAAAGUGUACGACGAGCUGCUGGGGAGGGUUGGAAUGUGA
Messenger RNA from Ustilaginoidea virens, 1023 nucleotides. RefSeq lists its product as uncharacterized. Gene Ontology annotation, biological process: lipid homeostasis; mitochondrion organization. The record is from RefSeq and is a predicted model, not a curated record. Gene Ontology annotation, cellular component: mitochondrial outer membrane. NCBI's taxonomy places the organism in Eukaryota, Fungi, Ascomycota, Sordariomycetes, Hypocreales, Clavicipitaceae. Bases 1 to 1023 code for a protein of 340 amino acids. The transcript has 2 exons.